AGUAUUGCAAAUAAUCUGAAUAAAAUAAUAUUAAAGUAUUGGAAAUAAUAUUGAAAAAUUGUUAAAAUAAGGAAGUAUUAUUGGAAGUAAUAUUAUGAAAAUAUUAUUUCUGAAAUGUUGACGAAAAUAACCUGUAUUUUUUUCCUUGGGAAAGUGAAGCACCUUCUUUUGGUUAAAUAACCCACAGUGUAAACAAGAGGCCUUUUGAGCGGCUGCCCAGAUCCGUUCUUCCCGGAAGGCCUGAUGCACUAAUUAAACAAACAGGGGUUGUGCCUCUACUUGCUUUGCGAAAUUAAAUAUUAAUUAUUGAGAUCCAAAGUCCCUCUCCUCCGGCUUCGGCCCGUCUUUCUCUCGUUUGCCCCCCUUUUUUUCCUCUCUUUUCCUUCUUCAUUCCUUCUUUCCAAAAUGGUCCUUGAGCUCUACCUGGACCUCCUCUCCCAGCCCUGCAGGGCCGUCUACCUUUUUGCCAAAAAGAACGACAUCCCCUUCGAAUUCAAAGAUGUGGCGCUCUUCAAAGAGUCCAUAUUAGGGAGCAGAGUCCUGAGCUCAAGUGGUGCCGAAGGCGGAUCAGGGUUGACAGACAAGAUCACCUUGUCGAAAAAGGUUCCUUUCCUGAAAGACGGGGACUUCGUUUUGACCGAAGGGCCGGCCAUCCUUCUAUACCUGGCUCGCAAAUACGGCACUCCGGACCACUGGUAUCCCUCAGACGCAGAGAAGCGGGCCAGGGUGGACGAAUACCUCUUCUGGCACCAGAGCAACAUGCGGGCCCAUGCCCCCAAGACCCUCUGGAUCCAGGUCCUGCUGCCUCUGUUAGUCGGCCAAACCCUUCCCGAAGGGAAAACCAAGGAAGUCAUGGAUGGCCUGGCAUCGUCCCUGAGGCAAUUGGAGGAGCUCUUUCUGAGGGACAGGCCCUUCUUGGCCGGUGACGAGGUUUCUGUGGCCGACCUGGUGGCCAUUGUGGAGCUGAUGCAGCCCUGGGGAGUCGGCUGCAACGUCUUCCAGAACCACCCGCGGCUCCUGGCCUGGCGCGAACGCGUGGAGGUGGCUGUUGGGCGCGGACUCUUCUCGGAAGCGCACGGCACGAUCGCCAGGAUCCGGGGCCUGAGCAGCGCCCAGGUCGAUCCCCAACUGAAGGCCCAGCUGGCGCCCCUCCUGGGCCAGAUCCUGAAAUAAAAGAGGAACCCCAACAACAACAACAACAACAA
Molecule: messenger RNA, 1205 nt
Organism: Anolis carolinensis (green anole)
Lineage: Eukaryota; Metazoa; Chordata; Lepidosauria; Squamata; Anolidae
Product: glutathione S-transferase theta-1
Exons: 6
Coding region: 406-1173 (255 amino acids)
Biological process (GO): glutathione metabolic process
Cellular component (GO): cytoplasm
Molecular function (GO): glutathione transferase activity
Source: RefSeq, a predicted model, not a curated record